Phialemonium atrogriseum is the source of this 1506-nucleotide messenger RNA. RefSeq lists its product as uncharacterized. The record is from RefSeq and is a predicted model, not a curated record. NCBI's taxonomy places the organism in Eukaryota, Fungi, Ascomycota, Sordariomycetes, Cephalothecales, Cephalothecaceae. The transcript is spliced from 4 exons. The coding region runs from base 273 to 1478 and encodes 401 amino acids.
GCUUCUACUGUUAGUUGCCCAUAGCUUAACUCGGGCUGGCAAUUGAAACCCGCCGCAAUUCUCGAGCAGCCCCGCAUUGGCGCACGAGAGAGACACCCAGGAUGUAUAUUACUUGCCGCUGCUUCUUCUGUACAGGACAGGCCGACGACAACAAUAAAGCAACCUGAAGCCGGAGGGGAAAAAGAAAGAGAGAAGGGGGGAAAGGGGAACAACCCGAGAAGGAUUGAGGGCCGCGCAGCACGCGACACACGGCACCCGCACCCACAGUCGCCAUGGACUCGCGAAGUACGCAGGAUGCCGGCUCAGUUGCAGGGUCCGACACAUGUGCGAAACCCAGACUGCAGCUUCCGCCGAGCUGCGACCCGCCCCAACCUGGGGCGCCAACGAAGCAGCUCGUCUGGAUCGUCUUUGGCGGCACCGGACACAUGGGGCGGUCGGUGGUCAAGAGCGCGCUGAGCCACGGCGACCUGGUGACGACGGUGGGCCGGGUGUUUGAGUCGACGCCCGAGUCGAUGGUGCAGCAGAACGACAACUGCCUGGGCAUGCUCUGCGACAUGCGGGCGAAGGAGUCGGUGGCGCACGUGAUCCAGAAGACGCUGGAGCGGUUCGGGCGUAUCGACUGCAUCGCGAACUGCUCGGGCUACGGCGUCAUCGGGUCGUGCGAGGACCAGGACGACUACGAGGUGCGCAACCAGUUCGAGACGAACUUCAUGGGCACCCUGCACAUCAUCCAGUGCACCCUGCCCUACUUCCGCCAGCAGAACGCGGGCCGGUACCUCGUCUUCAGCUCCACGUCGGGCGCGCUGGGGGUCCCGGGCCUGGGCCCCUACUGCGCGACCAAGUACGCGGUAGAGGGCCUGAUCGAGGCGAUGCUGUACGAGAUCGACUCGUUCAACGUCAAGGCGACGCUGGUCGAGCCGGGCCUGGUGCGGCGCGACGAGCCCGACUCCAAGACCAACCCGCUGCCGACGUGGGGCCACUUCUUGAUCAAGCCGGCGUCGGAGGCGUACGCGCACGCGACGUCGCCGGCCCUGCACGCCAAGCGCAUGGUGCAGUGGCUGGGCGAGAGGCAGCCGACGAGCGCGGUCAAGUGCGCCGAGCUCAUCUGGCAGCUGGGCCACUGCUCGUACCCGCCGCUGCGCCUGCUGCUCGGCAGCUACGCCAUCGAGAGCAUCCGCGACCGCCUGAGGUCCGUCACGGAGGAGCUCGAGGACUGGAAGCACCUGCACUUCCCGGCCCCCGACGUGCCCGGCGCCGACAAGGGGGACGACGACAACAACGGCAGCGGCAAGGGCGGCGGCGGCGGGGACGGCAAGGGGGACGAUGGCGGCAAGGGCGGUGGCGUGGACGGGGAGGAGAGGGAGAUCAAGCUGGAGGGGGACGACGAGAGGGAUGCUGGGGACGAGAGGGAGGAGAGGGAGGAUGAGGAAAUGGCCGAUGCCGCGAGUCCCAGCCCGGCAGAUACGGGGGCGAAUUAGGUGUCGUUGGCAGUCAUUAUUAUGUGCU